Messenger RNA from Abrus precatorius (Indian licorice), 2121 nucleotides. RefSeq names its product protoporphyrinogen oxidase 1, chloroplastic. Gene Ontology annotation, biological process: porphyrin-containing compound biosynthetic process. The coding region runs from base 146 to 1774 and encodes 542 amino acids. The record is from RefSeq and is a predicted model, not a curated record. The transcript is spliced from 9 exons. Lineage: Eukaryota; Viridiplantae; Streptophyta; Magnoliopsida; Fabales; Fabaceae. Gene Ontology annotation, molecular function: protoporphyrinogen oxidase activity, oxygen as acceptor.
ACAGUACCAGACCAAGGAGGGGUAAAAAAGUGAAAUAUUUGGUUCGGUUGUGUAUCGUGUUGGAGACUUGGAGAUUUGAGCUGCACACAGCACAACUGUUGAAGAUAACGAAGUGGGCUGUUACUUGCUCCUUCACUUCAUAGCCAUGGUUGCAGUUUUGAACGACAUUCUAUUCUCCUCCACCCAAACCCUUCUCCGCCCCUCCCUUCACACUUUCUUAUCCUCACCCGCUCCUAAAUUUCCUCGCAGUCGCCAUAACCGUAUUCCCCGUUGCUCCGUCGCCGAGGGCCCCACCGCAUCUCCGCCCAAAACCCGAGACUCCGCCCCCCUCGACUGCGUCAUCGUCGGCGGCGGCAUCAGCGGCCUCUGCAUCGCCCAGGCUCUCUCCACUAAACCCGCCAAUGCCGCCCCAAACGUCGUCGUCACAGAGGCCCGAGACCGUGUCGGCGGCAACAUCACCACUCUCGAAAGGGAUGGCUACCUUUGGGAAGAAGGCCCUAACAGCUUUCAGCCCUCUGAUCCGAUGCUCACCAUGGUGGUGGACAGUGGUUUGAAGGACGAGCUUGUUCUGGGUGACCCCGACGCGCCUCGAUUUGUACUGUGGAAUGGAAAGUUGAGGCCCGUGCCGGCGAAGCCAACGGAUUUGCCUUUCUUUGACUUAAUGAGUCUCGGUGGUAAGCUCAGGGCUGGUUUUGGUGCACUUGGAAUUCGGCCUCCUCCUCCAGGUCAUGAGGAAUCGGUUGAGGAUUUCGUGCGGCGGAAUCUCGGUGAUGAGGUUUUUGAACGAUUGAUAGAGCCUUUUUGUUCAGGUGUCUAUGCAGGCGAUCCUUCAAAAUUAAGCAUGAAAGCAGCAUUUGGGAAAGUUUGGAGGCUGGAACAAAAUGGUGGCAGCAUUAUUGGUGGCACUUUCAAAGCAUUACAAGAGAGAAAUGGAGCUUCAAAACCGCCUCGAGACCCGCGUCUUCCAAAACCAAAGGGUCAAACUGUUGGAUCUUUCCGAAAGGGACUUACCAUGUUGCCAGAUGCAAUUUCUGCAAGAUUAGGCAACAAAGUAAAGUUAUCUUGGAAGCUUUUAAGUAUUAGUAAACAAGAUAGUGGAGAGUACAGUCUGACAUAUGAAACACCAGAAGGAGUGGUUUCUUUGCAGUGCAAAACUGCUGUCCUGACCAUUCCCUCAUAUGUUGCUAGUACAUUGCUGCGUCCUCUGUCUGCAACCGCUGCAGAUUCACUUUCAAAGUUUUAUUACCCUCCUGUUGCUGCAGUUUCCAUAUCCUAUCCAAAAGAAGCUAUUAGAUCAGAAUGCUUGAUAGAUGGCGAGUUGAAAGGGUUUGGACAAUUGCAUCCACGCACCCAAGGAGUGGAAACAUUAGGAACUAUAUACAGCUCUUCACUUUUCCCCAACCGAGCACCACCUGGAAGGGUUUUACUCUUGAAUUACAUUGGAGGGGCUACUAAUCCUGGAAUUGUAUCAAAGACGGAUGGUGAACUUGUUGAAGCAGUUGAUCGAGAUUUGAGGAAAAUCCUUAUAAAACCAAAUGCCCUGGAUCCAUAUGUAUUGGGGGUGAGACUGUGGCCUCAAGCUAUUCCACAGUUCUUAAUUGGGCAUCUUGAUCUACUAGAUGUUGCUAAAGCUUCUCUCAAAAAUACUGGGUUUGAGGGGUUGUUCCUUGGGGGUAACUACGUGGCUGGUGUUGCCCUGGGACGAUGUGUUGAAGGAGCCUAUGAGGUAGCUGCUGAAGUAAAUGAUUUUCUCGCAAAGAGAAUGUACAAAUAGUGGCAAUUUCUAUCUUCGGGAAUGGAUGGGACUCUCGUGUUUCAUUGAAUUGUAAUAACAGUUUCUCAAUUUUCGUUUGUCAGGCUUUUGGUGGCUUCUAUUGCAGAUAAUGUAAAAUCCCCUCUAUGUUUAAUUCAUUAUCUACUUCACAUUUAUUUAGCAAGGUAGCUAUCACUUUGCCACUCCAUUCUUCUUUAAUAUAAUAGGGUUGGUAGAUUUUGAGCUGUUACUAUAUAUGUAAAUCCAGGCAAUGUUCUGUAACAAUUGCAUGAGUUAUAUAAUAACAAGGCUUGUGUAUUUUGAAGGUGUAUAUUUUGUUUGGGAAGUAGUUUUCUGGUUCAUUUUGC